This is a messenger RNA of Hypoxylon fragiforme, 1192 nucleotides long. RefSeq lists its product as uncharacterized. The record is from RefSeq and is a predicted model, not a curated record. The transcript has a single exon. Lineage: Eukaryota; Fungi; Ascomycota; Sordariomycetes; Xylariales; Hypoxylaceae. The coding region runs from base 497 to 718 and encodes 73 amino acids.
CUCUGGACGCUGAUUGCGCAAUGAUCCUUGGUGGAGAUCCACCGUGAAAUACAUAAUCCCGUGCUUACAUAAGAUCUAUGCUUAAGUUACUAGGUACAUGUACCAGUGACGGAACCCACAUGUCACAUGAUAGGUACUAGAUACCUAGGUACCUACAAUAGAAUUGAAUCCAGCGGGACAGAACGUAGAACCAUCAACGACAAGCAAUAUCAAUACCCAAUAAUCCGCCAACAGGUUGGACACCAACUCAUAACCAUGGUGUUCGCAGAAACUGUGUCAGUCUGUACCCUCCAUUCAACGUAGCCGAGUCUGGAGGCCUCGUAUGUACAACAUCUCCCGACAUCUAAGUCACAGCCCGUACACAGGUAGGUACCAGGUAGAUCGUAGCAUCAUCAUACCCAAUACCCAAUACCCUACUUCAAAUCGUACCUAAUCUAGUUUUGCAACUACCUACCUACCCUACCCCAAAGCCGGCAUAGCAGUAACCAACCCCUGCAUGCCAUCCCGACCAAGAAACGCAUCGUUCUCCGCCCUCACGGCAUCCAUAUUGCUCGUUCGUCUCAUCCGACCAGCGAUACACAUGCCGAAGAAGACCCGCAGGCCCGACGCCCGCGCCAGGUCCAGGUCCAGCUGCAGCCGCGUCGUGCCAUGCCGUGCCGUGCCGUUCGCCAGCACGAAGAGCUCGAGCGCCGGGGAGCUCACUGCGCAGCGCGGUUAGAGCGGGGCAAGACGUCGGGCCACGCGGCCAUCUUGUGUGCCCGGAUUGCCACGGCGCGCUCGAUCGCGGGGGCGGUGCCGCCGCUCGUCCGUGUACCACACGUCCCAGGCGAGGAUCCGCAGCAGCGUCCAGCGUCCGGCGGUGCGUGACGUCGACGUCCUCUUGGGUGUGCAGCUCGGUGAAGAAACUCCCUCGCGCCAGUCGAUGGCCAUGGCGCCCCGCGGAUGAUCGGCGGCAGCGCGGCGUGGGGCAGACACCGCGUGGGUGCCAGUCAGUCCAGGCACGUGCUCAUGAAGUCGAAGAAGAAGACGGCCUGGGUUUCGUCGGCGGUGCUCUGUUCUGCCUGGCUGUGCUUGCGUGCGACGUGGUGGGUAAGUACCUAGGUAGCAAACUUCUCUCUACCUAGUAUGUAGGAUCUAGUCUCUAGUCUUCUUGGUCUCGUGAUUGCCUAUUUUUUUUUCUUCGAAUUGUACU